Messenger RNA from Onychomys torridus (southern grasshopper mouse), 286 nucleotides. RefSeq names its product PIGB opposite strand 1 (gene Pigbos1). The transcript has a single exon. The record is from RefSeq and is a predicted model, not a curated record. NCBI's taxonomy places the organism in Eukaryota, Metazoa, Chordata, Mammalia, Rodentia, Cricetidae. The coding region runs from base 7 to 171 and encodes 54 amino acids.
ACGGCAAUGCUCCGGAGAAUGACUUUCCCACAACUGGUUUUCGCUGCCUUCCUUGGUGUUGCUGGAGGACUGUAUAUUUAUCAGCCGAUAUUUGAACAGUAUUCCAGAGAGCAGAAGGAAUUAAGAGAAAAGGUGAAAUUGUUGCAAGAAUCAGAAGAAAAGAGGACCUAAUCCUGCAUGAAGUGAAGUUGUAGGCAUUGCUUACCAUUUUAUUGAAAUUACACAUGGAUUAUUAAUCUAGUAAAAACUUAGGUACAUUUUAAAUAAAUAAAUCAUGGGUAAAGGA